UCCGACGAAAGACGUAUUGCGGCCACCAGAUACCAAUGGAGAAAGUUCUACGGCGAGCUGCUCUCGCGAGCAACCAGGCUAAGCGGAAGGCAAAGGUUGUCCUUGAAAAAGACCGCCGCAACAAACUUCGGGGUGACCUGAAAGAGAAGUUUGCCUAUAAUCGAAGUCUGCUGGAUGAAGCAAUUGAGGAGCGAAAGAAUCGUCGAGAGGACUGGUUGAAAGGACCGCUUGCCCCUCGAAGGAAUAUUGGUGAGCGCGAUAUACUCUACGGAACCAUCUCGACAAAUCGUCUGCGAUUGCCUAAGGUCCCGGAGUCAAAGAGGGUGAAAUAUGUGACUUUGGCCCCUGGUGAUCGUGUGUGCAUGGUUAGAGGGAGAGACAAGGGCAAGAUCGGUAAGGUUCUUCAGGUGGAUGAAGAAUCUCAGAGUGUUACUGUUGAAGGAGUGAAUAUGUUUGAUGUGGAAUUCCCUUCGUUUGCAUUAGCUGGAGACAAUGAUAAGCGUCCAUACCGUCCAUACCCUGUCCCAAAUUCCUUUGAUGACGUCCGACUUGUCGUCCCUCUCCAAGACCCCGUCACCAACACCGUCAAGGACGUUGUUGUCAAACAUGCCUAUGGAGCUGGUCCCUUCCUCGACCGCCCAUAUGGCUCAACCACCCCACGACACACUCGAUACAUCUCUGGAUUAGACAUUGAGAUUCCCUGGCCCGAAACCGAGGAACCAGACUUCAAGGAUCACCCAAUUGACACUCUCCAAAUCGAAGUAGAAGACAAAACAUACAUUCCAUCCCUUCAGACCUACCCAAUGCCUAGCACAGUGAUUGAUGAGCUAAGGAACAAAUACUCCAAGUUCCGCACCAAGCAUGACCCUGAAUAUAUUGCAAAGAAGGAAGAAGAGGCUGCGUUUGAAGAGUGGUCGAAGCAGAGGACGCUCUUGACUCCCAAAACCGAGUACCUGACGAAGAAGACCGAGGAGAGGCGGCUGCAGAGAGAACAGGAGAAAGAUGAGAACGGCAACUUCAUAUUGUCUGACGAGACUGUUAAUUUUAUUGAGAAGUUUAUGGCAAAGAAGCAGGGUCAACGCAAGACAAAUGUUGCGUAG
Messenger RNA from Microsporum canis CBS 113480, 1100 nucleotides. Its product is annotated as KOW domain-containing protein domain-containing protein. Gene Ontology annotation, biological process: translation. Gene Ontology annotation, molecular function: structural constituent of ribosome; RNA binding. Bases 36 to 1100 code for a protein of 354 amino acids. The record is from RefSeq and is a predicted model, not a curated record. The transcript has 2 exons. NCBI's taxonomy places the organism in Eukaryota, Fungi, Ascomycota, Eurotiomycetes, Onygenales, Arthrodermataceae. Gene Ontology annotation, cellular component: mitochondrion; ribosome.